Messenger RNA from Salvia hispanica, 1548 nucleotides. Its product is annotated as secretion-regulating guanine nucleotide exchange factor. NCBI's taxonomy places the organism in Eukaryota, Viridiplantae, Streptophyta, Magnoliopsida, Lamiales, Lamiaceae. The record is from RefSeq and is a predicted model, not a curated record.
UAAAUAUUAGUUCUAGUCUACUGAUUUGAUUUCGUUUUCAGUUUUAUUUUGCUAUUCCAAAGAUUUGACCUUUUUUGCUCUAAAUUUGGUAGUGAAUUGACAAUUUGAGCACCUUUCGGUGUAGCCAUGUUUGGACAGGGAAAUAGAUUAUUGAAGCAUUCGAGGGGAACUAAAAAGAUAGAGUCUCCAGUUUUCUUUGCAUUGCUGAUUUUGGUGAUACUUGCAUUGGUGCUUUUCUUUGGAAAGAAUGGUGAUAAGUCCACUUUGAUGAUGCCUGAUCUUGAUAGCCAAAAAUGGGAUAGGUUUGACUCAUUGGUUCGAUUAAAUCCGACUGUGGAAUCGAGGAAUGGGACUGAUUUAAUCUGGCAAAUUCCUGACUCACCGAAGGGUGUUCUCUUCUUGGCUCAUGGAUGCAGCGGUAGAGCAGCUAAUUUUUGGGAUAAGUCGCCUAAGUGUCCGAGUUGUGUCGGUUUACCUGAAGAGAGGCUCAUUGUGCUUCAUGCUCUGGCUAGAAAGUUUGCUGUAUUUGCCAUAUCGAGUAAAGGUGAAUGCUGGUCGCUAGGGGAGGAGCGGGGGAUCGUUAAAAGUAUGAUCCGGUGGUGGAUUUCUGAGCAAAAGUUAGACAAGCUGCCUGUAUAUGCAAUGGGUGCCUCCUCUGGUGGAUACUUUGUCUCUGCUCUGGCCGCAGAGUUUCAGUUUCAAGCUAUUGCCGUGAUGAUCGCUGAAGGGGUGUAUAGUCAUUUGGAUAUAACAAAGAAGUAUCCAGCUACACUCUUUGUGCACAUGCCCAAAGAUGAAAAACGAAACCGGAAAAUAGAGAAAUAUCUAGUAGUGAUGAGGGAGAAGGGUAUUGAUGUUGCAGAAAUUAAAUGCAUGGAAUUCCCUUUGACACCUCAGUUUUUUUCCAACAGAAUUCCAGGUCUCAGUCGAAAUUUGUCGGUGAAGUUGUUUAAUGUUUUCCAGGAUAAGGGCUUUAUUGACGAGAACGGUUACAUGAGGGAUGAUGGGCGUGUGAUACCAUGGAAAACAGCAAUUGAGGAGAGAAACAUUUUUCUCCCAAAGAAGUCAUUGGUCAAUCAUAUUCAGGAAGAAAUGAAUCUUGCAUUUGCUUAUCAUGAAAUGACUAGCUUGCAAUCUCAGGAAAUCCUUGACUGGUUUGAAUCUCAUAAGAGAUGAAGAGCAAUCAAUCUGAUUUAUUACCGGCUUCUGUUUCCUCUUGCGGCAAUAGUGUUUGCAGUUUGGAUCACCUGAUUUGAAAAGAGAUGCUGGCAGGCACUAUAUUAAAGAGGAACUCAAAGCUUGGAAGUGCAAUGCAUAAAUCUGGCAAAUUUGAUCGGUCUACCAAUUUUGUUUAGUUGUGCAAACCAGAGUUUUACCCAGUUUAGUACGAAGCUGUGCAUAUUGUAUCUUCCAACAUCAGGCGCUAUAUGUAAUUGUCUUCUGUCAAUGACAUUUUUUCUUCUUGAAUUAUGCAUGGAGAUUUGUACAAUUGACUUGUCGAAAAGCAAAUUCGUAUUGUCGGUCAACUAGCAUAUAAUUUUGUGACCA